AAGAAAGAAAAUGAAAAUGCGUGGAAAUUUUCCGGAAGAAAGAGUCUCUGUGGGGAUGACGAAACUCAUUCCCAUGGCCAUGGCUACAACCUCACCUUCUCUUUUUUCACCUUCACGCUGCUAUAAAAUCAGGUUAUUUCCCUUUUACUCUCAGCACAAAGAGAAUCAAUCAAAUGUCUGAUACUGCAAUUACGCUCCACAAGUUCGAUGCUUUUCUGAGCUUUAGAGGAAUCGACACUCGCCGCAACUUCAUCAGUUUCCUCUACAAAGAACUGACUCGAAGGAACAUCCGAACUUUCAAAGACGAUAACGAGUUGGAGCGUGGCCGGAGGAUUUCGCCUGAGCUCAUACGCGCCAUCGAGGAGUCCAAGUUCGCCGUCGUUGUGGUCUCUGAGAACUACGCUGCGUCUCCUUGGUGCCUCCAAGAGCUCGUGAAGAUCAUGGAUUUCGAGAACAAGGGUUCCAUCACUGUGAUGCCCAUCUUCUACGGCGUGGAUCCGUGCCAUGUGAGGAGGCAGAUUGGACUAGUCGAUGAACAGUUUAAGAAGCAUGAGGCUAGAGAAGAUCAUGAGAAAGUGCUUUCAUGGAGGCAAGCGUUGACCAAUUUGGCGAGUAUCUCCGGCGAUUGUUCAUGGAAAUGGGAAGAUGACUCGAAGAUGGUCGAUGCAAUUGCUGACAAGAUAUCAAAAAAGUUGAUGAUUGAUACAACAAGAAGCAAUGGGAGUGACCUUGAGGGGAUUGAUGCACACAUGAAAGCUCUUCACCGGCUAUUGGAUUUGAAUUCUAAGAAAACUGUGAGAGUCAUUGGGAUUUGGGCAAGAGGAGGCAAAGGUAGAUCAGCUCUUGCUAAAUUCGUUUAUCAGAACAUCUGUCAACACUUUGAAAGCCAUUGUUUCCUUGAAAGUGUGAAAAGGAUUUCUCAGGAUUGCCACAUGUCCCAAUGCCAUGAAGAGUUUAUAUUACGGAAUCAAGGAGAACGCUUGAGAAAUUUAAGGCUCAAGAACCAAAAAGUUCUGCUUGUCGCUGACGAUGUCAAUAAGCUUGAACAGUUAGAUGCUCUUGCAGAGGACUUCAACUGUUUUAGUCCGGGGAGUGUUGUUAUCAUCACUACACAAGACAGACAGGUGCUUAUCUCUGCUGGAAUAAAGCUUGUUUAUGAAGUAGAGCUUUUGAGAUUCCAGAAAGUCCGUGGGCUCAUCAGACAAUUAGCCUUCAAAGAAAGAAACAUUUCUGCUGCGUUCGAGUUGGCUUUGUAUAGGGCAAGUAAUGUUGCAAUGGAGUGGUUAGGUUGUCUACGUGGUAACUCUGGUUAGGGUAUAGUGUUAGGAUCAGAUAAUAAAGCAAGAGCCCUUUUUUAUAUACAUUAAGUUAAGAUUGACUAAACUUAGUAUGAUGUGAUUGUGGCUUAGAAGUAGGAAUGUUUUUGCUAUUUUUGGAGUGGAUUGCUGGUGUAUUAUAGAAGAAUAUUAUUCUUUGAUUGAAUUAAAUGGUAGACGAGUUCUUUUUCAAGUUU
Molecule: messenger RNA, 1513 nt
Organism: Capsella rubella
Lineage: Eukaryota; Viridiplantae; Streptophyta; Magnoliopsida; Brassicales; Brassicaceae
Product: toll/interleukin-1 receptor-like protein
Exons: 2
Coding region: 174-1313 (379 amino acids)
Biological process (GO): signal transduction; defense response
Molecular function (GO): ADP binding
Source: RefSeq, a predicted model, not a curated record